CGCGCAUGCAGAAAGGCGUCCACAUCACGGCGAUGCCCGGAAGCAGCCCAGCCGGCCAGCCCUCCGUCCAUCGCUCGAUCGCCAUCACUUUUAUUUUCGGCGCCGUGGAAGCAAUAUUGCGCACACUCUUCCUUUUUUGACUUGAGAACGCCAAACUUAGUGGUAGAUUAUCGUCUUAGAUUGAGUAAAUCUAUCCCCUAGGUACUUCCCGGAUUUCUCUCUCAAUAUGACUUCAUCUCUCUACUUCACCACCACCACCUCAUCCAUUAUAAAUUCUGCACUUCCCUUGCUUGGCUAAUUCAACUCUCUCAUGGUCAUGGAUGACAACAAUUGGGAUCUACACGCCGUGGUCAGAGCUGCCAGCUCCUUCGCCGAGGAGGAGGAGGAUGUCGUACAAGUUUCAAAUGACCAACUUUUCAGCGUCUUUCAUGAGCUACAGGAUCUCUGCAAGCCUACGGAAUUCCACCUACAACAGCAAGCGCCGCCGCUUGAUCUCUCCCUCACAGCUCCUCUGCUCCCUGCUCGGCGGCAGCAGAGCAGGGGAGCCCAUCUCUCUAAACGAAGGAAGAAUCCUGUUAAGAAGGUGUCGUGCCAAGUGCCGGCCAACGGAGUCCACCCGGACCGAUGGGCGUGGAGGAAGUACGGGCAGAAGCCCAUCAAAGGCUCCCCUUAUCCACGGGGAUACUACAGGUGCAGCAGCUCCAAGGCUUGUGAGGCAAAGAAGCAGGUGGAGCGAAGCAGGGCGGAUCCGGAGAUGUUGCACAUCACCUACACGGCGGAGCACAACCACCCCGUCCCCACGCACCGGAACUCACUCGCCGGAACCACUCGCCAGAAGCCGAUAGGCGCCGUCCAAGCACCGGCGGGCGGUGACUUGAACUUUUUGACCGAGAGAGGAAUAAGCUUCGAAGACCACUUGCUCACUUGCUCCGACGUGGCGGCUCCGGUGCCGGCAGACGGUCACUCAUUUUCCGAUUACUUGAUUUAAUUUUAAUUUGCAGCCGAACUUGCAACGAGAAUUAGUCAAUCUUCUGGAGAAAGUCAACCCAAACAAACUGCUCUUACUUAUCGUUUCAAGUUAAUUAAAAUUAUUUUAAUAUAAUUAUAGUACUUUUAAUCGGACAAAACUACGAAGUAAUUUGAUUAAAAUUAUUAGGAGGAUUGGAGGUAAAAAGUGAUAGAAAAAUUUCUGCAAGCUUCCGCAGUCUACAUCACAAAGAAAGAUGGAUUCCACUUUCUUCUCUAUUGCAGCAAGCCCCCAGGGCCCCCACCAAUUGGACCAUGGUCAUUGUGAGAGAGAUAAAUUAUAACACCCGAGCUAACAUGGGACGGACCGGAUGGGAUACAGGGCCACUUUCUUCUCUAUUGAUCCUACCAGAAAAGGAGAGAAAUAGUGAGUUAGUUAGGAUAUUGACUAUUAGAUAGAAAAAAUGAUUUCAAAUGGUUCAGUAUGUCAAAAGGAAUGUUAGUAAUUGA
This is a messenger RNA of Zingiber officinale, 1476 nucleotides long. RefSeq names its product WRKY transcription factor 22-like. Gene Ontology annotation, cellular component: nucleus. Gene Ontology annotation, molecular function: transcription cis-regulatory region binding; DNA-binding transcription factor activity. NCBI's taxonomy places the organism in Eukaryota, Viridiplantae, Streptophyta, Magnoliopsida, Zingiberales, Zingiberaceae. Gene Ontology annotation, biological process: regulation of DNA-templated transcription. Bases 311 to 988 code for a protein of 225 amino acids. The record is from RefSeq and is a predicted model, not a curated record. The transcript has 3 exons.